Molecule: messenger RNA, 426 nt
Organism: Paramecium sonneborni
Lineage: Eukaryota; Ciliophora; Oligohymenophorea; Peniculida; Parameciidae
Source: the annotation of a GenBank genome assembly
AUGGCAUUUUUCGAUGAAUAUUAGAUUAAACCUAUCUUUGAAAUAAAGAAAAAUUUCAGAAAAGAAUCUUAUAAUUCUUCUUUAAAAAAUGAAUUAAAAUCAGCACUGCUUAAGAAGACAAACUAAAAAUUACCUAGCGUGAUUAAGGAGAAGUUGAUAACAGAUAUUAAUCAUCAAGGAAUACAAAGAGUGGUAGAAUAACCAUAGAGAAGCAAGGAGCAGUAGGAACAUCAAAAGAUAAAAUAUAGAGAUAAUUAUUCAAGUAAAACUGAGUAAAAUAAAUUUUAAGCUUAUGACAUUAAUAGUGGAAAUGGAUUAACAAAGGAUAGUGAGGAAUAUGAAAUACAAGAAGAAAAAUAUAAGAUAUAACGAAAAAUACAAGAAUAAAUAGAUGCUUAAAUGGAAGCCAUAAAGAAUCGAACAUGA